Molecule: messenger RNA, 3314 nt
Organism: Toxorhynchites rutilus septentrionalis
Lineage: Eukaryota; Metazoa; Arthropoda; Insecta; Diptera; Culicidae
Product: zinc finger protein 892
Exons: 4
Coding region: 134-2317 (727 amino acids)
Biological process (GO): regulation of transcription by RNA polymerase II
Cellular component (GO): nucleus
Molecular function (GO): RNA polymerase II cis-regulatory region sequence-specific DNA binding; zinc ion binding; DNA-binding transcription factor activity, RNA polymerase II-specific
Source: RefSeq, a predicted model, not a curated record
UUAUGUGUUUUGUUUGUUAUUGAAAGGCCUAAGAAGAAAACAUAAAAUACAAAUCUGAGGCGUAGUGUAGUGCUACAAGGAAAUAAUUGAAAAUGAUACCUUACUUGAUAUAAUUGUUCUUCAAGCAUACACCAUGAACAAUCACUUCUUGACUCCUCACCUCGAUUUCAAUGCAGACAUCACGGCUGAUACGAUUGCAUCGGCUCCCCUGGAAUCUAAUCCUUUAGAUGAAACAACAGUGGUGGUACUUUCUCCACAGCCCUCAACUUUUGCAAAUAUUGAUAAUGCCAGUGCUAAUCCCAAGAUUAUUUAUCUGGAUAGAGUGUGCCGAACAUGUAUGGUAGACAAAGAGAAAGAUCAACUGAAAAAUUUAUUCGAGUUCUGCCUGGCCGGAACAAUAAUGGCUUGCGUGAAUAUUUCGAUUGAAGAAUCUGAUGGAUUACCGUGCCAUAUAUGUAUGGAUUGUUUGCAAGAGGUGGAAAGAAUAAUUAAUUUUCGACAGCAGUGUGAGCGAUCCGAUGCUACCAUACGAAACCUGAUUGAGAAAUCCGUUGUCAUCAAUCAGGAUAGGCAGACGAAGUACGAAGUGCUAAAUGUCGUUUUGACUGACGCAAAUGGUAACACUGAGACUUCAGCUGUUGUAGUUCCGAUAGAGGAACUUCGAUUUCAACUAAUAAACGGCAGAAGCCCAAACGCCGAAGGUUCAGCGGGAUUGGUGAACAUUCCAGUUGUUGAACUGAAUAAUUCUGCCGAUCAUCCUUCCUUCCCUCAAGCUCAACCUUCAGGUCCAAUCGAAAUUACCAUACCAACUGGUGGUCUAGAUUUAUCCUUCCCGGCGUCGACAGACAUGCUUAUCUCGGACAAUAACAUAAGGGCAGAUCAAAACUCGGUAGAUGAGCAAUCCAUCGCUGUAAAUCCAAACGAGCUUUUGAAUGAAACCGUGACAACUAUUGCCCCGAAUGAUUUGCUUUCCGAUGAAAAAGCUGAAGAGGAAUUGAACGCUCUGAAGAAUCUCAAGCAAGAGCUUUCUGAGUUCAUUGGCAGUAACUGCGCAGAUUUGACUAAAGACCAGGACCUGGAUGAUAAUGACGAUGAUGAAAUGAUACAUGUCGACUAUUUGAAGGAUGCUCUAACGGAAGAAUAUAUCCAAACAAUGGAAAAACAGUUGGCUCCAUCCGUAACGCGCAUUGACGAAUCGCUACAGGAUCGCCUGGAACAGGAAAAUCUGCACAGUUUAAUUAAUGACGAAGAUCGCAUCCAGCUGAACGCCGCGCAAUAUCAGCAGCAACAACAGCAGGGUUUGGAGGGCAGCGACGGAAUACAUCAAACCGUCGGAAAUGACGCACUAUCCAGCGACGGUGAUGGCUAUGGGGAUUAUGACGAACGUUAUUGUAAAAUCUGUGAUAUCGGCUUCGAAGAUAACAAACAGUAUAAACGACACGCGAAAAAACAUUCCGAGAAACGCUUCGAGUGCAACUUUUGUCAACGCAAGUUCGCUGAACAGUCGUUGUUAAGGAACCACAUGCUUCGUCACACCGGUGAGAAGAUACACACUUGUAAUGUUUGCAGCGCACGGUUUUUCGAAAAGAACAUGUUGAACGUACACAUGCGACGACAUUCUAACGAACGCCCGUACAGCUGCGAAACGUGUGGUAAGCGGUUCACAACUAAAAGUCUCCUCAACACCCAUAACAAGAUCCAUCUGGGAGAGAAAUCACAUAUUUGCACGGUAUGUGGCAAAGGCUUCACGCUUUCUUGGCAAUUGAAGGCCCACACUAGGAUUCACACUAACGAGAAACCGUACGAAUGUCCGUAUUGUCAGAAACGAUUCAACCAGAAUGGGAACCUUAUGAUACACAUACGUAUCCAUACUGGUGAGCGACCCUUCAAGUGUACUCUCUGCGACAAAGCCUAUCCGAGCCAAGGAGAGCUAAGCGGACAUAUGCGGCAACACACAGGGGAAAAGAAGGUGAAGAAAAUCGCGUGUACCGUUUGUGAAAAGGCCUUUGCUGGCAAUGGCGAUCUCAAAAUCCAUAUGCGAACUCACACAAAAGAAAAACCCUACAGCUGUCAGCUGUGUGGCAAGAGUUUCAUGCUCCAUGUUCACUUGACGGUUCACAUGCGGUCACACACCGGGGAGAAGCCCUUCGCUUGCUCCAUAUGCGAGAAAGCUUUCGCAACCAAUUAUCAGCUCAAAAAUCACACCUAUGUUCAUACUGGCGAGAAGAACUAUUCCUGUGAUGUAUGUAACCGACGGUUCAGUAGCUCAGCCAAUAGAAAUACACACCGCAAAACGCACGAUAGGAAAAUUUCCUGACAGAAGUAUAUGUUCGUAGGUUAAGGUAUUCUAUUCUAUCCUUCUUGAUCGGUGCUUAUGUUCAUGCGAAGGCAUCUAACGGGUUAUAACUGAAAAUCUGCACAAAUUUAAAAAUCCUCGGUCGACAUUGUGGUAACUUUUCGGAUUCCUCUCAUUAAGCAUUAAGAGAAUGUUGAUCGAGAACUCCAAUGUCGUCUUAGCAUGAAAAAAAUAGACUCGAUCCGGUCAAAAUAAGUAAUCAUCAUUUUAAUGGUGUUUAUGUAUAACGCAAACCAUUUUUUUAUAUUGGUAACCCAUUUGGUUCAACCCAUUAGCGACCAAGCUGUAAUUUUUUUUUUUGACGAGAGCCAUUGGUGUAAUUUUCAUUAUUGAUGGUGAAGAAACCCCAAUGUUCAAGAAUUAUUUAUUUCAAAUUUUUCUGAACCUGUUUUAUUUUAAGAGUGCUUUAGAUUGAAUGAUUGAAUUUUUAAGCUGUUACCAAGUUGCCGUUAAACAGAUGCAACAAUAAAUUGGCUAAUUGCAUAAUUGCAAAUUGCAUAAUAAUUGCAUGACAGACCGUUGAAAUUAGUGCAGAUUUUCAGUUACAACCAGGUCAAUGUGAAAAUUGUGCAUACCAUAUUUAUUUCUAUGUGUAGCUUUGCGUUGGAACAUUCUAUUUUAGGGAAUAUUUAGGGAAAAGUUUAGUCCAAUUAAAACGUUUAAUUUAAUUUGCAAUCAUGAUCUAUUGUCAUCGAUUUACAAAUUACUUCUAUUCAACUGGAAGCAGUGCUUUCAUGACUAACCAGUAUAUUAUUGUAGGGGAAAAUAUUUGUUAGGUAAGUGGUAUUGAUGCUUCGACGAACUACGCGAAUUCUUAUGAUUCUCUCUUAAUUAAAGUUCAAAUUAUAUUAGAUUAGAAUCUACAUUAGUAUUUCCACUAUAUGUAAGCACAUUAAACAAUGUAAUAAUGUAUUCUUGGGUUUGGUUCAAGCGAUUGCAAAUACAUGACAGAAACAAA